AUGGUCAAGGAGAUCGCGUGUCUGACGCAGGUGAUCCAUAUCAUCUCGCAGUGCCUCGCCUCGGACAUCAAUAUCCCCGGGACGGCUCGUAAGAAUCUGUCGUGGGCUAGUACAGCUGCGUCUCUCGAGGAUGAGCUGUAUAGGGAGAUCGAGCCGACGACGCUGACUGUCAGCUCCAAGCAGAUGGCGGUCAAUCGUUAA
Molecule: messenger RNA, 201 nt
Organism: Gloeophyllum trabeum ATCC 11539
Lineage: Eukaryota; Fungi; Basidiomycota; Agaricomycetes; Gloeophyllales; Gloeophyllaceae
Exons: 3
Coding region: 1-201 (66 amino acids)
Source: RefSeq, a predicted model, not a curated record